Mytilinidion resinicola is the source of this 1095-nucleotide messenger RNA. RefSeq lists its product as uncharacterized. Bases 1 to 1095 code for a protein of 364 amino acids. The transcript has a single exon. The record is from RefSeq and is a predicted model, not a curated record. Gene Ontology annotation, molecular function: acyltransferase activity, transferring groups other than amino-acyl groups. Lineage: Eukaryota; Fungi; Ascomycota; Dothideomycetes; Mytilinidiales; Mytilinidiaceae.
AUGUCGUCCACCGACAAAGUCUACGAGCACCUCGCCGCAUCCCCUCUCCUCCUUCAAGCACUCCGUUCAUACCUCCCAUACAGCAUCCCACUGUACCGGCGAAUACAGGUUCAGGUCCAAAGCCCGACUGCUCACAUCUUGGCUACCUUCCCGCCCGCAGAGCAGGACGCUUCUGCUGCCUCGCAAUGGCCGAAAUGCUUCGCAGCCUGCUACUUCGACCGCUCAUCCCGCCCCGAGACUGAGAUGUGGGUGUUUGUGAGCGGAGAAGUACCCGGGCAUGCCAGUCACGACGGCGAAUCUGCUUCACAAGGCGAACCUGGGAACGAGAGCACUGAGAAACUAUCAUGUCCUACUUGCACAUCCUUGUUCCUAUCUACCCUCCGCCACGCCUCUACCUUCCCCCUCCCCCCAAUUCGCCCGGAAAAUCAGAAACACCUCGACCUAGCCGCCACCGCAACCUCGUUACAGAGCUUCAAAGGGCUCAGUCUCUCUAUAGAAGACGUCCCACCCAUUGCAUACCUCACACACCUCCUGAUACCCACAGUGGUAACGCUGGGAACCUUGAACUCAAAGCUUCUGCCUGUCCUCAUGGAGCGGCACCUCGUGCGCGAGGAGUUUCCCGGCCUCAAUUCCCCAUGCGGGAAAUUCAUCUUCAAGGUUUCUGGCACGCCUCCUCCGAAGCCACUGCUAGAUGGACUGCGGUGGGGUGAAGUUCGCCCUCAAGAUAUCGAGAUUGUGCAAGCUGGAACUGCCAUUCCGCGCGCAGCUGUGACUCUGUUGCAGUUGAAGAGUCUUGCUGUUUUCCCAUCGGAUUCUGACAAGCCAAUUGCAUGGGCUUUCUUGGGACAUGAUGGAAGCUUGUCGUCUCUACAUGUCAAACCAGAAUUUAGAGGCCGUGGGAUCGCCAAGUCUCUUGCUUCGAAGCUGUUUAGGGAUAACGUCUCGAGCACCGCAGAGGAUGAGGAGAAACAAGAUGAUUGGGCGCACGCGGAUGUCUACGAGGGGAAUGUUCAGAGUGAGAGUGUUUGCAAGAGUCUGGGAGGGAGGCCUUGGUGGACUGUUUACUGGAUGAGGCUGGAUUUAGGACGGUUGUAG